Staurois parvus is the source of this 474-nucleotide messenger RNA. Lineage: Eukaryota; Metazoa; Chordata; Amphibia; Anura; Ranidae. The record is from the annotation of a GenBank genome assembly.
AUGGGCCCCUGUACCGCCUCCUCUUGCUGCUGCCAGGCCCGUAAUCUGCCAUGGGCCCCCGUACCGCCUCCUCAUGCUGCUGCCAGGCCCGUAAUCUGUCAUGGGCCCCUGUACCACCUCCUCAUGCUGCUGCCAGGUCCAGAGUGUGUCAUGGGUCCCUGUACGGCCUCCCAUUGCUGCUGUCUCCAUCGCCACACUCUGCCAUGUGCCACUUUCAGGUCUCCUCACACUGCUGGUGGGUUCCAUUUUGUCAUAGGGUGCUGUAUGGCCUCCCAUUGCUGCUGCCUCCACCGCCACACUGUGGCUCCACACUCUGGUUUUGGCCCCGUGACUGCCCAAAUGAGUGAAGUGUGCGGUGAUUCUAAGAUCGACGGCACUCAUCUGCAUGUCAUACUGACUGACAGUAUUAUUUCUCUUCCCCAGCAGACUCCAAGGGCAUUUAAAUUAAAGGUACAGUGUUCUGCACUAAUAUAA